CGCUUGCCGAAGCGAUGGCAGCGGCGCGACGUGCGUUUUUGUUUCGAAAGAAAAGCGUUUCGCGAGUGACCCGCGGGUCUUACGUGACACUCGUUCGCGGUGCUCUGAUGUGUAUUUCGCGGUGUGCCUGCAGCUACAUGUCGUGUCUAAUUUUAUCCAUUUGUGGUCAGUAGGUAAAUGAAAGUCAGCCGUCGACCGAAACAUAACCUCUACACUUUAAGACGCCAGCGCCGCCGCGGGAGAUCCUUCCUCCGAAGCCUCUCCACGAGCGGAGCGGAGCCAUCAUGCUCGGGCCUGGGCGCGGAUUCGACGCGCUCCAGGAGCCUGACGCACAUCGCCGCGCUGGACAUGUCCGCGGACGCUGGCCGUCCGGACAGACUUGUUGUUCCCGCCGGAGACGGCAGCGGCUGCCACUCGCUGCGGCGACAGAAGCUCACCAGCCGGUCGCAGUUGUCCAGCUCGGAGUACUUCUUGGUGACGUUCGAGGUGGGCGGCGGCGUGGACGCGGACCCGCUCCAGGCCGACGAGGAGUACGUCGUCGCCGCCAAGGGCACCACCCUCGAGGAGGCGCUGUCCGGGCCCUGCCUGAAGCGAGGCAUCGCGCUGAGUGCCGUGUGCGUGCUGCUGGAGGGCUGCAAUGUGGACCUCGCCUCCACGUCCCUGCACACCGAGAGCUCGCUGCUCGCCGGCAAGCAGCUGCGCAUCCGAGCCAAGCACGAUGCCAAGACGGGCAAGGCCGUGCUGUCCAGGGCCGCCACGACGCAGCCGCCCACGCUGCGGAAGACGUCCGGGAGCGUCCGCAACAACAGGCGCUUCUUCAGCACCUCCACGGAGGACCCCAGCUGCACGGCGGCCGCGCCGCCAGCACCGGACUUCCUGGGCCUGGAGACCCAGGGCAAGAAGGCGUCCAAGCAGCGCUGGAGUGUCUUCUUCGGCAACAACAAGGACACCAAGAUCGAGGCCCUGACGGAGCAGCUCGACAGCUACACCAAGCACGGCAUCCCCAAGGACCCCAACGGCGGCGCGGACGCCGAUCUACGGCUGCACCAGCUGGAGAAGAACUGGCGCGACUUGGUGGAGGGCAGCGACGCGCUGCCGGAGCGCCUGCAGCAGCAGCAGGACGCCAUCUGGGAGCUGCUCCACACCGAGAUCGCCUACAUCCGGACCCUGACCGUCGUCAAGGACCUGUUCCUGGCGUGCCUCACCAGCCUGCAGGAGGCGCGCAUCCUCACGGACGUGGACAAGACGCGCCUGUUCAGCAACGUGGUGGACAUCCACGCGGCCAACGUGCACUUCUGGGAGCAGUACCUGGCGCCCCUGGUGGCCGCCACGCGCGACACCCGGCAGCCCCUCAACCCCCACCACCUGCUCGACGGCUUCCACAAGUUCGACGAGAUAUUCCGGCCCUACGUGCAGUACUGCGUCGAGCAGGUGGAGUGCCAGAAGUACUGCCGACAGCAGUCGGAGGGCGAGCUCUUCACAGUGUACCUGGCGUGGUGUGAGACGCAGAGCGCCUGCGACCGGCUGCGGCUCGUGGACAUCCUGGUAAAGCCGAUGCAGCGCCUCACCAAGUACUCCCUGCUGCUCAAGGCCAUCCACAAGAUGACGGACUGUGAGGAGCAGCGACAGGGCCUCGAUUACAUGAUCCGGAGGGUGGACGACUUCGUCAACAGCGUCAACUCGAGGCUGCGGGAGCGGCAGGACCAGGACAGGCUGCGGGCCAUCAUCGCCCGGAUAGAGAACUACGACGUGGUGGAGUCCAAGGACGAGGACCUGGAGAAGAUCGUGCGGCUGUACAGCGACCUGGACCUGACCAGGCCGAUGCCCGACUGCCCGUCCUCGCAGCACCGCUACCUGCUGUACGAGGGCGACCUCCGCCUCAGGGACCUCAACAACUCCAAGGUGGACGUGCGCUGCUUCCUGAUGACGGACAUGCUGCUGGUGUGCAAGGCCACGAGCAAGAAGGGCGAGUCCCGGACGGCGCGCGUCCGCGUGCUGCGCCCGCCCUACCUGGUGGAGCGGCUCGUGGUGCAGGAGCUGCCCCGGGACCCUCCCACGCUGGCCUGCGUGUACCUCAACGAGUACAAGGUGGCCACCACCGCCUUCCUGCUGUCCAGCCCCGAGGCCAAGGUCGUCAAGACGUGGAACGACAUGAUCCGCAAGGCGCGCGGCCUGUACGCCCAGGCCAAGCAGGCGGCGGGAUCGACGCCGGGCGUGUCACUGCCGCACCACGCGCCGCCCCUGUCGCAGUCCCGGCAGCCGUCCUCGUUGUACGACGAGGACACGGCGCCGUCCAUGGGGCUGUCCAUGACGCUGUCCAUGACGCUGUCCCAGCACGAGGACGACGCGCCGGAGGGCGACGCGCACGCCGACACGCACUCGUGCGCCUCCUACUCGCUGGGGCUGUACCCGCAGCGCAGCCCCAGGGGGUCGACGCGCGGCAGCAGCCUCAAUCACUCGCACAGCGGGUCUGUGGAGAUGAACGAGGCCUCGUCGCUCAGCAGCGUCUCGCACUCGAGGGGCAUCAGCGUGGACAACAACGAGUUGCGCGCGUCGUCGCUGAGCUCGGACGAGGGCAUCCCGCCCCUCGGCGCCGACCACCAGUGUGCCACCAGCCGUCGCAGUCUGCGGCGCCCGGCUCAGAGCAAGUCGCCCAGCCCCAACACGCUGAGCAUCCAGGUGCCCGUCUUCUCCUCGCUGGGGCAGUCGCUGCCCAACCUCAACCUGGCCGCGUCGCACUCCGGCGGCGUGCAGCCGCCCUCCUCGCUGCUGCUCGUGCCGCCCAGCGGCAAGCUCCACCAGCACCACGGCCCGCUGAGCCCAGGCCACCGCGGCACGUCCUACCCGCCGCCGUCGCCCCCGCGGGGCUCGCUGCACCGCGGGCUGGCUCUGGUCGCCUCGCGGAACCCGCCGCUCAUGAAGAUGAGGCACGUGUCGUCGGUGGGGGUGCCCAGCCUGCCCAGCCAGCAGUCCUGCUCGUCGGGCUGCUCGGCCUGGGUGCCGCCCCCGCCGCCCGGCCAGCAGGCCGCCACGGACACCCUGGACCUGGACGUGCCCGUCCUGGCGGGGGCGGCGUCCCCGCAGCAGCAGGGCGCCGAGGCCCCGCCCGGUCAGUCGUCCGCCGCGGGGACGGGGACGGGACCGCGCCAGGCCUUCGUCACCAAGAGGCUGACGCGCGGCGAGAACCGGCGCUACCACACCGCGGGCGCCGUGGACGACGUCAAGAAGGCGGAGGGACGAGACGCGUCCAUACAGAAGCGCUUCUCCUGGAACUACGGGCCGCAGAGCUGCGCCAAACGGCAGCUGCACGCCGCGCAGGACGGGCUGGACGACGGCGCGGGCGGCGGCCAGAUCAGCCAGGUCGGCCAUCACCAGGACGUGCUUCUCAUCGACCGGGCCACGAGCCCUCUGGAGCCCCCGCCCCAGAACAUCACAGAUGCGGCCUGGAGUCACGUGCACGCGGGGUCCAUGGGGUCCGUGGGGUCCAUGGGGUCCACGGAGAGGAACCCGUUCGCCGAGCCGGUGCUGUUCCAGAGCCCCAGCGUGGGCUCCAGUCCCAGUGUGUCGCUGUGCGGAGACUGCUCCCCAUGCCCCGCGCCGGGGGUGGCAGCAGCCACAGGGGCGGUCCACGGCGUCUCGGGGGUGGCGGGGGCGGCGGGGGGCAGCGUCACCUCCAGCCCCGCGCUCUCCACCAGCAGCCCCGUGGGGCCCGUGCAGCUGCCCAGCCUCAACACCAGCCCCACCAUGGGCAUGGGUCCCAUGGCCAGCAGCAACCCCUUCCUGGAGGACGUCGGCGCCCAGGACGUGGAUAGCCUCCCUCCAACGGGAAGCACCAACCCCUUCCUUGAGUCGACGGACAUUCCGGAUGAACCCAGCUCCGGUGCUGCUUCCGAUGAGGUUUUAGUCCUCAUAACCGAUGCUCAGACAGAGCAAACUACAGAUGCAUAGGUGACUCCAACGACAUCGAACAUUGACCGAGAAGCUGCGGUCGUCGGGCCUAAUUAGUGCAUAGAAAUAAGCAAAUAAAAUUCAGAAAUUGUGCUUAACACAAAUUCAGUGUGCUUAUGAAUUUUUUAUGAAACAUAGGUGUAAAAUGAUCAUCACCCUUGGUGCACGACCUGUAAAGGGACCACAUGAAAUAAGUUCUUCGCAACUUUGUUGCAAAUAUGAAUAUGUCAGAGAAUGUGAUCCUUCACAGCCAAAUGAAGUCGAGCAUUAAUAUGGAAAAAAGUGACCUUUCACUUAAAUGUCCGAGCCAAAAAUAAUAAUGUGACGACUCGUUUACCUUUUCUUUUCAGAUAGUAUGAGAAAUCUGUUAGAUAGCUGAAAAGUACACUCACGCUGUCAGCUAACAUAUCUUUUAGAACAAUGUACACGUUUAAGACAGUAGAAAUACUUCUUAGAAUUGACACGUAAAAAGUAUAAAACAUAACUGUAGAAAGCGGCCACAUUAGUUUCACCUUAAAUGUUACCAAAAUCCAUCCUUUCCAAGAUAUUUUCCAAAAAAGAAAUCUGUCCUGAUAUUGUACAUGCCAUCAAACUCGUGCGGUGUUCUGAUGGGUUUGUCUCCCAGCUGGUGCUGGGAUGGACCAUGGACCUUGCAAGAGGAGGUGAGGGCCCUCUUUUGGGUGCUCAGUCCCUCUUCUUUUUGUGUUUGAAGAAAAUAACUUUGAAGGAAUGUCACAAUAUUAUGUAGUGAGAGGCACACCAUGCCCACCCACUAUUCAUUUGUUUUCCCUUAAAAGCAAACAGUUGUAAAAUAACAUUUGUGAAUUGUUGCUGUCCUGACAUCAUAUCUAAUUUGUUUCAAAGUAAGAAGUUGGUUACACAACUAUCCCUUUGGAACUGAAACUUCGCAAGGCCUAAUGGUUUAUUGAAGUAGUUGGUUCGACUCAUUUAUUUUAUGGUCAAAAUGAAUAUUUUUCCGUUAAGACUAGAACGCUACUUAAUUUUGUACAGUGCCCCUUGGCACCUAUUAUUUUUCUCAAAGUGACCUCCAGCUAGGUCUUGGACCAAUCUUUCUAGCUUUUUAUGAGGUAAACAGGAUUCUCAAAUUUCUUGCGUCAGUUGUAGAGUUGUAUUUUCAUCGUCCUGCUGAACCCAACUUUCCUAGACUGUCAAGACACGUGACUCCAUAUUUCUGUUACAUUUU
Messenger RNA from Thrips palmi, 5152 nucleotides. RefSeq names its product pleckstrin homology domain-containing family G member 5. Gene Ontology annotation, molecular function: guanyl-nucleotide exchange factor activity. Gene Ontology annotation, biological process: endothelial cell migration; Rho protein signal transduction. NCBI's taxonomy places the organism in Eukaryota, Metazoa, Arthropoda, Insecta, Thysanoptera, Thripidae. The record is from RefSeq and is a predicted model, not a curated record. Gene Ontology annotation, cellular component: axon; plasma membrane; endocytic vesicle. The transcript has 22 exons. Bases 178 to 3948 code for a protein of 1256 amino acids.